Molecule: messenger RNA, 509 nt
Organism: Mya arenaria
Lineage: Eukaryota; Metazoa; Mollusca; Bivalvia; Myida; Myidae
Exons: 2
Coding region: 4-468 (154 amino acids)
Source: RefSeq, a predicted model, not a curated record
AAAAUGGUGAUAGGCGUGGCUGUCGGUGUUGGAGUCCCUGUUGUUGCAGUCAUUGUUCUCAUUGGCCUGGUAUUCUUGCGAAGGAGAGGAAUGAUCAGUCGACCAUCUAUAAAUGAGACGAAAGCGGAUGCAAAUGCAGUAUGCGGGGUCACAAAUGGAGACGUAUCAUUUUCUCCACCUGUAUUGUCUAAUUAUGAACAAUUAAAUCAGCAUCGUGAUAACGACUCUGUGCGAGCGGAAAACGUGUACAGUCGAAUUAACAAACAAAAUCCUAAAAUCAAAGCGCAAGAUUCAAAAGCGCCAUAUGGUAAAGAAAAGAAGCGGUUUCGCACUGCAAGCGAUAUCAUACGCCCAGCUAAGGAAACAAAAAUACUAGAAUAUGAAAACACUUGUUUGAAAGACCCUACAAAUUUGGUGCAGAGAAAGGACCAUGAUCAUAUUCACAAAGUACUGAUGAAUAAAAUAUGAUGUGCUUAAAAACAUACAGUUACCUGAUGAUAACUGCGAUU